CAAUAAAUAAACCGAUGUAGUCCAUGGUGAGCUGAAUUGAGUUGGAUGCUGUGUGAUUAUUUGUUAACCAACCUAUUUGAAACUUCUUAGAAUAAUUUUGUCCAACAUGUUCAGUAGCACAGAAGAAAAACAGUAUGGUUUAAUUUUACCUAAAAAACAGCAAUCUGUUGCUGCAAAAGUCAGUAAUAUAUUCGGGGAUAACAAUGACUCGGAUGAAGAAGACGGUACUGAUUGGGUAAAAAAAACACUUAAAGCAGAGGGAGAAAAAAAUAAAAUUAAAAAACAGACUAAAUUAAAUAUACAAAAAGCUUUAAAAGAAGACCCAACAAUAUUUCAAUACGACGAGGUAUAUGAUGACAUGGAAAGAGGAAAGGAUCAAUCAAAAGCAAUAAAAGAUGAAAAGAAAAAGCCAAGAUACAUUCAGAAUCUGUUAAAAGCUGCUGAACGAAGAAAAAAAGAGCAAGAAUAUAGAGUAGAAAGAAUGGUACAAAAGGAAAGAGAAGCAGAAGGAGCAAUGUUUGCAGACAAAGAAAGUUUUGUCACUUCUGCUUAUAGAGCAAAAUUGGAAGAAUUCAAAAAAAUGGAAGAAGAGGAAAAUGAAACGGACAGAUUAGAAGCUAUUGGUGAUGUCAAAAAACAGCAAGAUAUAUCAGGCUUCUAUAGACAUUUAUAUGAACAGACAGUUAAAUCUUCAGAAGAAUGCGAGGUCACGAACGAUGUAAAUAAUGAUAAAAUUAAUUUAGAUCACGACUGUACGAAUGUAAUUAUAACGGAAAAAGAUGAAAUUAAAAUUAAAGAAGUAAAGAAGAACAGACAGUAUAGACAAAGGAUAGUAGAAGAGGACAGUGAUACAGAUACUGAGACACGACAAAAAGAACUAGAUAAUAAAGCAAAAACUGUUUUAUCUGAAAAACGGAAGAUCGAUGAAAAGGAAGUUGAUUUGUCAGAAGCUAAUACUAAAAAGCAAAAACAACAAACUGAAGAUUCAGAAACCGAUAAAGUAAAUAAUCCCAUUGUUGUAGAAGAUAUUUCAAAUGUAAAGGAUGCUGAAAAAGAAGAAGAGAAAUGCGAGGAUAAUAGUAAAAUUAUUAAAGCAGAUAUAACUGUGAAAGCAAAAAUAGAGGCAGAAAAGAGAGAAAGAUCUAAAAUUUGGGAAAAGAGAACCAUUGGACCUGUUUUUGAAGCAGCAUUACAAAGAUACUAUGCAAGAAAGGCUACGAGAUUGUCGGCUGCAUAGUUAAUUAUAAUUAUUGAAGUUGCAUAUUUUAUUGUAAAAAUAUAAUUUACAAAACUAUAUUUAUAAAAUAGGAUAUAUCUAUUUAAUAUAAUAUUCACAAUACGAAAGUUAUGUAAACUCAUAAAUGCAAGAAAUUAUCUUUAUUAUAUACUUUUGUUAAUGUUUGUCAACAGCUAAAUGUAUAUUUUUCUUUUAUGCGAUACUGUGAAUAUUACAAUUAUAUUUUUUAAUUUAA
Messenger RNA from Osmia bicornis bicornis, 1472 nucleotides. RefSeq names its product nuclear speckle splicing regulatory protein 1. Gene Ontology annotation, biological process: regulation of alternative mRNA splicing, via spliceosome. NCBI's taxonomy places the organism in Eukaryota, Metazoa, Arthropoda, Insecta, Hymenoptera, Megachilidae. The transcript is spliced from 2 exons. The record is from RefSeq and is a predicted model, not a curated record. Bases 107 to 1237 code for a protein of 376 amino acids.